This is a messenger RNA of Aegilops tauschii subsp. strangulata, 1822 nucleotides long. Its product is annotated as probable magnesium transporter NIPA4. Gene Ontology annotation, biological process: magnesium ion transport. The record is from RefSeq and is a predicted model, not a curated record. Gene Ontology annotation, molecular function: magnesium ion transmembrane transporter activity. Gene Ontology annotation, cellular component: membrane. Lineage: Eukaryota; Viridiplantae; Streptophyta; Magnoliopsida; Poales; Poaceae.
CUCCCCUUAAAAUUCUUACUUUGUUCCUCCGCCUUGCUUUUCCCUCCCGCUUCCGACUCCUCCCCCACCGCUCCCCAUGUCGGCGGCGUAGGCGGACACGGCGGAGCCGGCGGCGGAGUGCAGAGGCAGGCCAGGGUCGUAGGCGCUCGCGAGGAGAUGGCGGCGCCCUCCUCUUCAGCCGGGUUCGGGGGCAUGUCGUCGGACAACGCCAAGGGCCUGGCCCUCGCGGUGUCGUCCAGCGCCUUCAUCGGCGCCAGCUUCAUCGUCAAGAAGAUGGGGCUCAGGAGGGCCGCAGACUCCGGCGUCCGCGCGGGUUAUGGAGGGUAUUCUUACUUAGUGGAGCCACUUUGGUGGAUAGGCAUGAUUUCUAUGAUUGUUGGCGAAAUAGCUAACUUUGCUGCUUAUGCAUUUGCUCCUGCUAUUCUUGUCACUCCUCUUGGAGCACUCAGUAUAAUCAUCAGUGCUGCACUUGCUCAUUCCAUUCUACAGGAGAAACUGCACACCUUUGGUAUACUUGGUUGUGUUCUUUGUGUAGUCGGAUCGAUCACAAUUGCACUCCAUGCUCCCCAAGAGCGUGAUAUUGAUUCUGUAAGGGAAGUUUGGGAUCUUGCAACUGAGCCAGCUUUUCUUUCAUAUGCGACUAUAGUAGUGGUGGCAGCCUUGGUUCUUAUAUAUUUUGUUGUCCCUCAACAUGGACAAACAAACAUCAUGGUGUACAUUGGAGUCUGUUCUCUUCUAGGAUCUCUCACCGUUAUGAGUGUAAAGGCCCUCGGAAUUGCAUUGAAGUUAACAUUCUCAGGAGUGAACCAAUUAUUCUAUCCUCAGACCUGGGCUUUUGCUCUAAUUGUUGCUACCUGCGUAAGCACCCAGAUAAACUAUCUAAACAAGGCACUGGACACCUUUAAUACAGCAGUUGUUUCACCAAUAUAUUAUGUGAUGUUUACCUCGCUAACAAUUAUAGCCAGUGUGAUAAUGUUCAAGGAUUGGGAUCGGCAAAAUCCAACCCAGAUUGUCACGGAAAUGUGUGGUUUUGUGACCAUCCUUUCUGGAACAUUUCUCCUUCACAAGACGAAGGACAUGAAUGACAGUACUGGGCCGACUUUGUCUACACGACGCUCAAAGCAUGCUAGUCAGACCGCAUUUGCCAUCGAGGUUCUUCCACUAAAAUAUCAAGAUUGUGUGGAUGACGAGACCUUGCCAUUAUCACUUCCCAAGGCUGAUAAUCACUACCUAAUGCAAGAGCUUCCUCUUAGAUACAAAGACUUGAAUAUUGCCUGAUGGAUAUUCCUUUGGCUACAUGUGGUAGGAACCUCUUAGCAAAGUUUGCCGUGCACAGUUUCAGGCAGGAUUGGUUGAUGAGGAACUGAACUUGGAGGUUUUAUCUCAUCUUUGCUGUUGGAUAGAAUGAGGUUAUGGAAAUUACAAGUUGAUAGUAUUAUCCUUGCUCCUUCCUGGAUGACAAUUUCACCUUUUAUAAGGAGAAACGAGGGAUGAUGUCAAACAUGUGGUCAGUCAAGGGAUGGUUACUCGGGAAUAUCAACCAGUUCUGGAAAACCGGAUGAAGUGUACUUACAUACAGUGGCAUCAUUUAUUAUUAUACCUUUUUUUUCAUUUUUAGACAGUAAAUGCUGCAAAUUGGGCUUAUCUGAUUUCUAGGAAGAUGUUAUAUAGGAAAAACAAACCUCAUUUUUUUUCUUGUACCUAUCUCAUAAAUUGCUGCCCAGUUAGGUGCCAAUUGUUAUCUGUGUAAUUAUCAAUUCAUAUUUUUUGGUAGACAAUCGGCGAACCUAAUUUGCAUGUAUCCAUAAAUAUUUCUUGAGGA